Molecule: messenger RNA, 2339 nt
Organism: Juglans regia (Persian walnut)
Lineage: Eukaryota; Viridiplantae; Streptophyta; Magnoliopsida; Fagales; Juglandaceae
Product: glycosyltransferase BC10
Exons: 2
Coding region: 844-2001 (385 amino acids)
Cellular component (GO): membrane
Molecular function (GO): glycosyltransferase activity
Source: RefSeq, a predicted model, not a curated record
AUCAAAAUGAUACUACGAACCGUGAUCCAGAAAGUUCUGGGUAGAAGACGUUAACUACCCAGCUAAAAUGGCCCCGAAGUGCAACAUCUGACCCUGUAAAUCCUCUCCGAACUCCAAGACCCGACAAGAUCAGUGAAUUGCAAAAAUCCUAGGUUUUAUAUAACGCCUCCACCCUACUCUACUUACUUCUCACGCGUUCUCUCUCUUUCUUCUCCUCGAGGGCGAUGAUCCUUCAGUUUCGACAACACACCCCUCAACGUAAAAAACAGAGAUAGCGAUAUAUCAAACUGCCUUAACCUUUCUAAUCACCUCACGCUAAUUCCACGUUCAAUGAAAGUUGGCGCAAAGACAGCGUGCGAACAGUGGACUUUUAUCCCUCACUUUUAUUUCUCAAACCUCUUUGGUAGCAACUCCAACCUUAUAUCUAGCCCAUACCAUAAGCAUCCCAAAUGGUAAUGACUUUGCAACAUUUUUCUCUUUCUUCGUUGUGUUACGUGUUGUUUCCAUAAGUGCCCAGAGAAUUGGAAUCGGAAAUUUUGGUUUGGUUGAGGCUUUACUGUUCUCCUUGGGGGGAAGCUCUCUCUCUCUCUCGGUGAAUACUGUUCUCCUCGGUUGAUCUCGGUCCCGGUGUCCGACAUCUAGAUACCAUUUACGUGUCUCUAUUCUUGGAGAAAAUCAAAUACCCAAACCGAAGUCGCUUUAUCAUUGCCAUUAUGAGAUGCAUUCCGGGGCUUAUGGUUCUGCCAAUGGGGGAAAUUUUCAUUUGAAAUGGGUGAUAUUGGAUUCGAUGUUCUCGAAAACAUCACACCCAGAAGCUGGAUUUGAUUGAAAAUCGAGGUAAAGAUGCAAUCAAGGUGGAUGGCAUUGGAGGAAGGCAAGGACCCCUCCACUACAGUGAGAACAAAUCAGUCUAGGGCUUUCCCUUUGAGAGUCCUUCAAUUUUUCUUGAUAUUUUUCGUGCUGGGACUUGGCAUUUCAAUUGUUAGCAUGUACAUGACUCGGUAUUUCAAAGUUCAGAUUGUUGCUCCCGUUGCAGAGUCCACUCUUAGGCCUUGCUUGGAUGAGCAAACUACUGUAGAGAGUUGGAUUAGACCUCCAUCAAAUCUGUUGCACACCAUGAAUGACACGCAUCUGUUGUGGCUGGCUUCAUCUGUUCCUCGGAUAAAGACUUAUCCAUUCAAGAGAGUUCCCAAGAUUGCGUUCAUGUUCUUGACAAAGGGACCAUUGCCAAUGUCACCCCUUUGGGAGCGGUUCUUUAAGGGGAACGAGGGGCUUUACUCAAUCUAUGCUCAUUCACUGCCAUCUUACAAUGCCAAUUUUACAACUUCAUCCGUUUUUUACAGGAGACAAAUCCCAAGUCAGGUGGCAGAGUGGGGAAGAAUGAGCAUGUGUGAUGCUGAGAGGAGACUCCUAGCUAAUGCAUUGCUUGAUAUAUCAAAUGAAUGGUUUGUCCUCCUCUCUGAGACUUGCAUUCCUCUCCACAACUUCAGCAUUAUUUAUCACUACAUAUCAAGAUCCAGGUACAGCUUUGUGGGUUCAAUUGAUGAACUCGGUCCGUAUGGGAGAGGGCGCUAUAAUCAAAACAUGACACCUGAGGUCAACCUCACCGACUGGCGUAAAGGGUCUCAGUGGUUUGAAGUUAAUCGGGAACUUGCAGUGAAGAUAGUUGAAGACACCACUUACUACCCCAAAUUCAAAGAGUUCUGCCAACCAGCAUGUUAUGUGGAUGAGCACUACUUCCAGACAAUGCUGAGCAUCGAAACUCCACAUCUUUUGGCAAACAGGAGCCUUACUUAUGUGGACUGGUCAAGAGGUGGUGCUCACCCUGCUACAUUUGGGAAAGCUGAUAUCAACGAAGAAUUUUUCAAGAAGAUUUUUGAAAGUAAGACAUGCAUUUACAAUAACCAACCAUCUUCACUUUGUUUCCUUUUUGCUAGAAAGUUUUCUCCAAAUGCUUUGGAUCCUCUAUUGGGAUUAUCAUCCAAAGUUCUAGGCUUCUGAGAUGCAUGUUUGGAUAAAUGUUAGUUCGGGCGUGUAGGUCAGCUAUGACUUAUGAGUAAAAUACACUUGGUCAAAUGGUGAUUUAUCUCAUUUCGCUCCCUCACAGGAUUUUGAAACAUCAACAUUUCACCAUUUAGAUGUAUAGAAAAAUUAGACGUACUAUUAUUAUCUUAGACGAGUUCAGGCAUAAGAAAUCCUACAUUUUAUUGAGUUGUCAGUUGACCAUAUGUGUGCGCGCGCACGCCCGAGCGACUCUGGCGUUUUUAAGUUAAUCUUGCAACCUCCUUUCUGGUGGGAUGUUUUUCGUCUUUGCAAUAAUAUUAUGAAACUGUCUUGUA